AUGGUUGCUUUUGGUUGUAGGUUUCGUGUGAUCACAUUUGGGACUUUGAUUACUGGGUUAUGUCGAACAGGCAAUAUCAAUAUUGCCCUUCAGUUACUUGAAGAAAUGGUUAAUAGGAAUGGUGAAUUUGAUGUCAUUUGUAAGCCUAAUAUUGUUACUUACACUAUCAUUAUUGAUGGUCUUUGCAAAAAUGGGUUAUUUGACAAGGGGAAACAACUGUUUUUAGAAAUGAAGACCAGGGGAAUCAACCCAGAUGUAGUUACUUACAGCUCUCUAAUUCAUGGUUUGUGUUGUACAAGCAAUUGGGAGGAUGCUAAAACAUUGUUUAUUGAGAUGUUGGAUGAAGGUGUGUCCCCUGAUGUCGUGACAUUUAGUGUGCUCUUAGAUGAGCUUUGCAAGAAGGGGAAGAUUGAUGAUGCAAAUGGGUUGCUCCAACUGAUAAUUCAAAGAGUUGUGCAGCCCGAUACAUUUACUUAUAUCAUAAUUUUGAGUGGCUAUUGCUUAGCAGGAAAAAUUGACGAUGCGAAACAGCUAUUUGAUUCUAUGGUUAGUAAGGGAUGUAACCCUGAUGUUGCUAGCUACAAUAUUUUGAUGGAUGGUUUUUGCUUGGCAAAUAAAAUUGGUGAUGCUAAGGAGUUGUUUGCUUCGAUGAUAAGGGAUGCAGGCCUAAUGUAG
Molecule: messenger RNA, 675 nt
Organism: Pistacia vera
Lineage: Eukaryota; Viridiplantae; Streptophyta; Magnoliopsida; Sapindales; Anacardiaceae
Product: pentatricopeptide repeat-containing protein At1g63150-like
Exons: 1
Coding region: 1-675 (224 amino acids)
Molecular function (GO): protein binding
Source: RefSeq, a predicted model, not a curated record